CAGGGUGGCCGUUGAUAAUACUGAGCAAUGUUUUCAUGCACGAACCAUUGAUUAUGAAGUGAUAUUUUCAUGGAAUAUAACAUGGAGUUUGAUAUUUUCAACACAAUAGUACUACAGUGAAAUCAUCUGACCAGUUCUCGCAUCCAGGAAGUAUGGCAGUAUCUUUGAAUUUUCUCCCCCGGGACCUGAGGAAAGCUUUGAUGCCUUUCCAGAAAGAUGGCAUCCGCUACGGAAUCGAGAAGAAUGGAAGGUGUUUGAUUGGUGAUGAGAUGGGUUUAGGCAAGACCCUACAAGCAUUGUCAGUUGCUUACUAUUUUAAGGAUGAUUGGCCACUUCUUAUAAUUGUUCCUUCUUCAAUGAAGUAUCCUUGGGUAGAUGAAAUAGAAAAAUGGUUACCAGAGAUUCCACCUGAACAUAUAAACCUUAUCAAAAAUUGCUCAGAUCUUACGGCCCUAUCCAAAGCAAAAAUCAACAUACUAAGCUAUGGGCUUGUUAGUUUGAGAAGUGGUUUAAAUUCUAUGCUGAUUGAAGCAGUAAAGAAAGCAAAUAUUGGCGUAGCCAUCGUUGACGAGUCUCAUUAUGUCAAGAACCGGCAGACAUCAAGGACACAAAGGAUUAUGCAGUUAUUGAAGCAGAUGAAAAGGGUCAUUCUGCUUACUGGUACUCCUUCUCUUGCAAGACCUGAAGAGCUAUUUGUUCAGAUAAACAUAGUAAGACCAGGCCUUGUUGGGAAUUGGCAUAACUUUGGAGAAAGAUAUUGUGAUGGUCAUUAUAUUCUACAAACCAUGAGAGGUGGAAAAGUGUUGCGGAAGUAUGAUACAAGAGGGGCAUCAAAUUUAAAGGAGCUUCAUGAGAUUUUGACUAAAUCUCUUAUGAUUAGAAGGCUCAAGUGUGAUGUGCUAACAGAACUUCCAGCUAAGCGACGGCAAAGAAUCCGUUUUGACAUUGUCACAGAUUCAGAUCGAAAGAAGAACCUGGAGGCAAGCUUGAAGCAUUUCAAGAAGACUGUUUCACAAUUCAAGGACCAGCUUAAUGUUCUUGAUGAUGCAAGGCUGUUGACAAUGUCAGAUGUCAACUCAGCACUUACAAGCCUAUAUAAGAGCACAGGCCUAGCAAAGGCCGGCCCCAUUCAGGAAUAUAUAUCAGAUCUUUUAGAUGCAAUGCCAAACAAAUUCGUCGUGUUUUGUUACCAUCUGGCAGUCAUUGAUGCAGUAACAGAAGUGUUGGCCAAGCGUGGCACAAGGUACAUUCGUAUUGCAGGCGAUGUUCCACCAGAAAUCAGGGCAAAUUAUGUGCGAGAAUUUCAAACUCAACCUUACUGCCGCGUUGCUGUACUUAGCAUCACUGCUGCGUCAAUGGGCAUAACUUUAACAGCUGCUGAUCAUGUAGUUUUCGCAGAACUUCACUGGACACCGGGUGUAAUAAAGCAGGCAGAAGAUAGAUGUCACAGAAUAGGACAGAAAAAUGCUGUUCAGAUUCAUUUCUUAACAGCCAAAGGUACUAUCGAUGAUGUUCUAUGGUCCAUGUUAUCACGUAAGCUAACAGUGACCAGUGAAACACUUGACGGAGAAGCACAGUUAUUAACAGCUGAUGACGGCGACGAAGGUAAAUCUCAGCUGCUUUCUAUAUGCCAAGCUUGGUUUCCUGACGAAGACGAAGAAGAUGACGCAGAUCUAUUUACCCCAAAAGUUAAGAAAAGAGACGAGAACCAGCGAGAUAUUAGAGCUUGCUUUGUGAAAAGUGCAGAGAACAAGAAAAGAAAAAUGCGAUCGUACUACGAAAAAGGUUUGAUGGAUAUUUCAGACUCCAGUGAUGAUAAUCAGGAAUUCAAACCCCAGCAUAAACGAGGCAAAAGAAGAAAAGUCUUGAAGGGAAGUGAACCAGUCGAUCAUAAAGUGCAUCAAAUGGUGAUUCUAGAUAGCAGUUGUGACGAAAAAGAUACCACGGAGGAUCUUCAAGGCCCAUUGCAUCAUCAGGAUGGAAAGGGAGAUUCUAAUGAGAUUAGAAAGAAAGAUUUCCCAGCAUUAGCGACAAAACCUCUUCAAUUCAAUGAUACAAAGCUGGAACAUCUUGAAGAAGCUGCAUCUGUUGCCGAAAGGAUUCAGUUGGUAGACGGGAGGCCGAAGGAAUUAGAAAUUCGAUGUGAUACCACUUCAGGUUCUGGAAAUGAGGAAUUUCUUGAAGAAAACCUAGAAGCAACAGAGUUGCCUAGCCGCAAGGUCCAUGGUGAAAUUGAAUCGAUACACACAGAAUCUACCUGUUGCAAAGAGGGAAUGGUCGAGCAAGACUUAGAGAAAGAGAAAUUCAUCGUUGGGAGAUCAAAAGGAAACACUCUUUUACAAUGUACCGUUUCUAAAAGUACUAAAGAAAAGGAUGUAGCAAUGGAUCUUUGUGCUUUAAAUAAAAAUGAAAAACAUAAAACUGAUGAAAUGAAGAAAAUUUCGUCCUCCAAUAAAGAGAGCUUUGGAAGUGAAAUAUUGCUUGAAUGUGAUGCGGGAAGUCAAAAUGCAGAAACUAUUUAUCGUAAAGAAACUGUAACAGGUGAAUGUAAUAAGAAAAACUCUUGGAACUGCGUAGCCUGUACGUUUCUUAAUCACGAAGAUUUGAAUACAUGUGAGAUGUGCGACAGUGAGAGACCCAAAUCAUUUGUGCAGACAAGGUCACGCGUUCUUGCAUCAGAUUUAGUUGCAGCUGCAUCUGAAGUAACAAAUUCAAGAAAACCAACGAAAAGUAAAGCUAGAAACAACUCAGCUAAAACCAGAGUUCUUGAAAAUGAAUCUGCAUCAAUCGAAAUUGUAGGAAAUGGCGAUCAUGACUCGCAAUCCGAGGCUCUGCCCUCAACUGAAGCAGCUGUUACACUUGAGAAUAACACAGCCAGCGUAAUAGAAGUGCCCAGCCCAAGUAAGGAGCACUUCCCUGACAUCACGUGUUCUGAUUUUGAAAAACUUAGUACUUGUACAACAGGGCUGAAAAAUGACAUCACACAACCAGACCAAUAUGUCGACAGAAGUAUGUACAAGGUCUCUGGUCUUUCAAAUACUGUAAAUGAAACAAAUAAACUUGCAGUUGAUACAGACGAUAAGCUGGCUUCAUCAAAUUCAUUUACUGGAAUGAGAAAUCAAGGGAUUGCGACUGAACCGGCCGUUUCGAGUAGCGAAUCAUUGGCAAAGAAACCUGGGAUGCAAAAUACUAGUAAACAUGAUGCCUCUGAUAGCGAAGUGUCAACAAUUACUGAUUCAAGUUCUGAAGCGGAAAAUGAUUGGUUUGAUAGGGUGAAUAUUGGCCCAUGUAAUAAACGAUCUGACUUGAAACCAAGUAAAAGGAAAGAAGCUCCUAAGAAACCUUUUAGUGUAGAGCGAGUCUUAACAAUGACAAACGAUGUCACAUGCAGGUAUUAUUCUUCUUUAGAUACCGAAGUAAAUCCAAUGUCUACGUCGAAGAAGUUCAAUGAAUGCUUUGUAGACAGUCCUUUAAUGUUCAGCUCAUCAGAAGAUAGUAGCAAUGGCCCAGAGAUAAUUGAAUCUAUUGCUAUUGCGGGAUUUAAAAAGGCAUCGGGUUUGUUACAACAAGAACAAUUAGAAAGAGACCGAAAAUAUGAUGGUGAAGGUUGUGCUCUAUUAUCUGCAUCAGGAGGAACUGCUGAUUCAAAUGUCGUUAAUUUGAGCUCAUUGUCGGACGAAGAUAGUGAUGCCGCAGUGUAUUUGAAUCCGUCAGCUAAAGGAUUGCACGAAGCAUUGCCACAUCGGAUUGGAAAAAGCCCUGCACUUGAUUCGAGAAUAAGUGAGAAAGAGAAAGGCAAUGGUGCAUGCAAAGAUGACACGGAAUUUCUUCUUGAUGGUGACUUUGAUGACGAAAUCUCACUAGUGUCAUCUGAGAAAAGUGAGAGUGAAGCAGAGAGCGAAGAGGAAGUUCAACCUGUUGAGCUGAUGUUCAAAAUGAGUUUUGAAAGUGACAGAGUUUAUCUGUAUAAUGCAAAUGAAGAACCCUUGAGUGUUAAUCUUCGCAUUCCUGAUCUUGGAUUUCUAAGCAAUGAUGAUUUACCUAGAAUUUUUAGUCAUCCUUUCAAUUUAAAACAGCUGAAGAAACUGGCUAGAGAAUGGAGCUUGUUAACGAACACCAAGCAAAGAAUGAUAAGAAAAAGUGGACUUGUCUUCAAAAGCCCUCUGGAUGCUUACAACAGGCUUAAAGAGGCUCGUUACGGAAGUCCUAGCAAUGAGAGAUUUUCCUCAAAGGAAAAAAGAAACAAAAACAUAAAGACAAUAGCAAGUAUUAUUGGUGGCACCGUUGCAGAAAUAAAAGAUUCAAAGCACCAAAGAUAUGGCAAUAGGAAUCAACCGGAAGCAGGCAAAUCAAGCCAGACUGACGCAUCUAGCCACGACCCUAACGAAACUGAUCCCCAGACCUUAUUACAAGCUGUCGAUUCAGAAGGAGAUCCGCUUUGCCUUUUUUGUAAUAGCAAAGUUCAAAAUGGAUUCAAAGCGGGAACUCGACAGGCAAGGUUUUGCUCGUAUAAUUGUCAAGAAGAAUACUUGUUUCGCACCAGCAAAAGCCGGAUCGUACGGGAGCGUUUAUUUAGCUCAGAGCAUGGAGUCUGCCAGCUUUGUCAAUUUGAUGCACACCAAUUAUUUGCAAGAAUAGCAGCCCUUCGAAAAAAAGAUAGGAAAGCUGCAUUAGAAGCAACGCACUUUGUAAAUUUACCAGCAGCAUCGCUCAACAAAAUAAUUGCUGAUCCGAAGGAAGGCAAGUUUUGGGAAGCCGAUCAUAUAAAUGCUGUUAGCGAAGGUGGAGGUGAAUGCGGCCUAGAGAAUUACAGAACACUUUGCAUCCCUUGUCAUCGGGAUGUCACCAAGGACCUACAUAAAAGAUUGCGUCAUAAAAGAAAGAUUGAUAAAUCUAAAGCAGAAGGGAUCGCGGAUAUUGGAGGAUACUUUGCCAGCUCAAAUCCAGGUUCCCGUUCGCGCAAAGAAACAAAGACGCAUGAUUCAAAGGACUGUCCCGGUACUGGAACCUUGGAGCCAACAGCCAGAAAACCUAGCGCUAAUGCAAAUGGGUCACUAUCACCGAACGAAUCACAGUGUAUGGAAGUAUUUGCAACAAAUACAAAAACAUCUCUCAAAGGGCUAGCAUCUACAGCGAAGGCAUUGGGCAAUGUAUCCCAGAAGGUGAUCAAAUCUGAUGAACAACAGAAUGAAAUAUACGCAGGACCUAACUUUCUAAGAUCAAUGAAUGUUAAGCAACACACUGAAUCACAUCAACACGCCUCAGCAUCCUUAACUGUCAUUGGGGGGACUGGAAAACCCAUCAUUUCAUUAAAGCGACAACCAGAAGUUUCUUCGGUGAAUAUCAGUCACGCUGUAAAAAGCUUGACUAGAACUGUAACCACUAAACCAGCUGUACGGAAAAAUCCGAUAGACGUUGCUUGCUCAAGUAAAACAUUGAAAGAAACGUUCACACUGACAUCGUAUGACAACGAAAAGAACACCUUAACAUCACGUGAAAAGAUGAAUCUACCGGGAAGUAAUAUCAGAUCGAAAAAUGAGGGGAAUGAGUUACCUGGUCGUCGAACAAAUGUAAACAAAAACCUAUCUGAACCUGUACUUCCCAAUGAUAAUGAAGUGCCUAAAAAGGCAAAACAAGCAAAGGCCUGUACUGCUAAUUGUGAAAGAUCACCUGUUUACAAAAGUGCCAAAGGAACAAAGAAAUCUUUCAUAGAAGUGACGGAAGAAGAAAUGAAGAAAUCAGACGAAAAGAUUGCAGCUCUGAUUGCAAAGUCAGCUGAGAACAGAAACCAUACGAAGAAAUGAUUCUAAACAUAUUUGGUAAUGUCUGCUAUCAAUGGACAUCUUAAUGGGAAGAUUCGAUUCUUUCAGUGCCGUGGAAACACGCUUUCAUCGCUCAUCGUUGAGUCAUUACGAGGAAGUUAUCUUCUGCACGUGAUCAAGAUGUGUUUCAGCGCAAUAAGGAGAUUCAGUAUGCAAUGUUAAGAAAUUACUUUAACAUACACGCAAAAAAUUGUCUAUUGUGGAGUCAUUAACUGUAUUCUGCCUGUUAUCAAGAGACCUUCUAACUGAAAGAUUAAGAAUCGUAAUAUUGUUACAGAACUAUUAUGUUAAGAAAAGACACAUUGCCUUUGCUUACUGUAGUAUCAUUAUGAGAAGAUUUUAUUCUACUGUUCAGCGGAAAGAUUAGCAGAAAAUUCCUUAAUUUCAGAGUCACCGUAAUAGCUUUCAUACAUUCUACUUAUCGAGGAAUGAAAAUUUUAAAAUCAUACUAAAGGAACAUUAAAGUAGUGUAUUUGACUAGGUAUAAACAGAGUUUCCCCCAUGAUUUCAGCUAGAGUAUGAAAAUGGCCAUUUUCGAAUUCCCGUUGAUCUUUUUGGCAAUGUUUUUCUGCGACACCAAUUUCUAAAAAAUUAUUUUAGCAGUUAAUCAAUUUACUAGUAAAAAGAGAAUUUCUCAGUUUAUUGUAUGCUGAUUUAAGACGCAAACUACCUAGAAUCACUUUUCUUUUUUGUUAAUAUAAUUUUAUAUUGUUACUGUUGCGAGCAUUUUAAAUUGUAAAAGUAAAUGUACAUUUAAUGAGAUACAUUCAUCAGAAUUUCUUGAAUGAGAUAGAUUCAUCAGAAUAUUAUUGUCGUUUGUAAUACUGAAUGGUAAUUUUAUUCUCAAUUUUAAGUAAUAAUGAAUUCAACUUUAUAAUAUAUUGUAUGUUCAGUUCAUAUUGAUGCUGCUGUUAUUAAUUCGUUUGCCUAUUUCGCGUUCCUUUUUCUGUUGCUUUCAGCCUUCGGAAUUAUUGAGGACAGGAUGCAUCAAUUAUGUUACACAAGUUGAACCAACAGUAUCCCUUCUCCCUAAAUGUAUAAUUUCACUAAGUUGUACCAACUGUUUUUAAUUAGAUAUGAACAACCUAAUAAUGCAGAUCUUUUCUAUUCAUGCUGGCUAGACACUUUCAAGAAUAUUGAUAAUCAUACACAUCUACGCUGUGCUCCUGUAGAAGAAGUCGUCUACAUAAAAUCCCCGUGAUUCCUACGUGAAAUCGUGAAAGCUCAGUGCGUCAACCAACCAACCAACCAACCAACCACAACAACCAACCAACCAACCAACCAACCAACCAAUCAACCAACCAACCAAUCACUUCAAUAAAUCGAUCACUUCAAUCAACCAAUAAUCUAAUCACUCAAUAUAUCUGUAGAACUAGAAAAUAUGUGAAAAUGUAUUCUAAAUAGUCCAGUAAAAGUUUCGCCUAUCGAGACCGGAUUAGCAACAGAUUUUGUGCCAUUAGGAUCCUGUGAUCGUGUGCGUGCACUCGUUGUGUAUGUAGCUGCAUGUGCGUGCAAUGCUAGGUCGUGUUGUUGUAUUGAUAAUUUCUCGUAGAUUUUAACUUUCAUUUAUUUUGUAAAAUAAAUCGUGUAACUAUGAUGCUUUUUACAAAUUUACAAAUUCAGAAAAUGCCUUCUAAAAUAUCUCAAGAUCGCACGAAAAGUCAGAAACAUCUCCUAUUACACGAACGGUGUUGGUUUACGCAUAAUCGUGUCAUCAUAGUACUAAAAACUCCUGCAAACAACACCGAACGGUCUUCGACAUAAUACCUGCAAUAGAAGUACACUCAAAGAUUGUUCUCAAAUUUCCUAAAUCAUUCGUUCUAUAAACAUUUCUUAAAUGAUUGAAGCAGGUGCUGUAUUUACAACUCUCAAUCGGAGUGAUAUAGAAGGCAACAACCAACCUCUAUACAUUCAUUAUUAAUCGGUACUCGUUUUGUUCCAGGGGGUAGCAUCCUUAUACUUUUCGCAGCAAAACAGUUCUCAUACACAAGCGUCUGUUAUAUGAAAAAAGGUGAGAUUGGAUUUUACACUAUUUUUAUUUUAUCGUAAAUCUUCGCAGAAAUAUAUGUUGACUCAACCAUAAGAGAAUUUACUUUCAGCAAACUAACACGAGAUGGCAUGAUUGCUUCAAUCAAAAACUCCUGUCCUAAUUGUCCUUAGGAAUUUUAUUACGAUAG
Molecule: messenger RNA, 7999 nt
Organism: Rhopilema esculentum
Lineage: Eukaryota; Metazoa; Cnidaria; Scyphozoa; Rhizostomeae; Rhizostomatidae
Product: DNA annealing helicase and endonuclease ZRANB3
Biological process (GO): DNA repair; replication fork processing
Cellular component (GO): nuclear replication fork
Molecular function (GO): ATP binding; DNA endonuclease activity
Source: RefSeq, a predicted model, not a curated record